AUGACCUGCAAUUUACUUUCAAUGACCGCUUGGUCUCGGAAUAUUCUACAGAUGUUUGGGCCCACGAGGUCAAAUAACGCUCCAUUAGGCAAUCUAUGUACUCGGCACUUCACUUUCACCAGUGACUUGAGUCUCGUCCCUGCUUUGGAAUUCACAGUGCUAAAGUGUUGGGAUCCGCAAGUGGGGCGAGAUGCUCUGGCUUUGCUGGCAACAGAAACACGCCAGGAAGGCGCUUGGGAAGGCUCUAGGGUAGCCCUCAUCGCUGUUGAAGUUGUUCGUCUGGCGAAAGGCCUGCAUUUUGGGAAUCCUGCGAUCCCCGGCGAGGCGGGUGUCCGGGAAGGGUGA
This is a messenger RNA of Fusarium venenatum, 345 nucleotides long. The record is from RefSeq and is a predicted model, not a curated record. NCBI's taxonomy places the organism in Eukaryota, Fungi, Ascomycota, Sordariomycetes, Hypocreales, Nectriaceae.